Anolis carolinensis (green anole) is the source of this 3784-nucleotide messenger RNA. It is a transcript of the gene sall2, whose product is annotated as spalt like transcription factor 2. Gene Ontology annotation, cellular component: nucleus. Lineage: Eukaryota; Metazoa; Chordata; Lepidosauria; Squamata; Anolidae. The transcript has 5 exons. Gene Ontology annotation, biological process: regulation of transcription by RNA polymerase II. Bases 281 to 2995 code for a protein of 904 amino acids. Gene Ontology annotation, molecular function: DNA-binding transcription factor activity, RNA polymerase II-specific; RNA polymerase II cis-regulatory region sequence-specific DNA binding. The record is from RefSeq and is a predicted model, not a curated record.
CCUGCUUCUCCUGUGCUUGCCUAAGGAAUCAAACUAGUAGCAGAGCACCCUGGUAGGAGAGUUUAUAGGCAGCUGGAUUUCAAUGGAGAAACCACACAUGUCCAUAUCAGAUAAUUAAGAAACAUCCCAACAAGUAUGGAAUUAUGGAAUUACCAGGCAUAAACGCAACAAGUGAUUUGAGGGGGACACUGGGGACGAGUCGACCGCGUUAUCCUGUUCCUCCUGCCAUAUCACAUUCAAGGAUCCAUCCAAGAUAGCAGCUCAUGUAGACUCCAGCUGCAUGGAGCAGCCCACCUGCUCUUCCAUUACCUCUGCUGUCACUUCUGGUGGCCAAGAUCACGCUGUUGUUUCCUCCUCCUCUUCUUCCUCCUCUGUCGAGAUCCGUCCUGAAAGCCCUCCGAGCAUGGACGUCGAAUCUGGGAGUCUGCUGACAGAUCCGACCCAAGAACCAGGCCCUCCCCGGCCGCCUCCACCUCCUCCGUCACUCCCUCCAACUUCUGCUGUACCUACUGGGCACCUCAACAUCCCCCUCAUCCUGGAAGAGCUCCGGGUCCUGCAACAGCGUCAGCUUCACCAGAUGCAGAUGACGGAACAGAUCUGUCGCCAAGUAUUGCUCUUGGGGUCCCUUGGCCAGGUGAGCUCCUCGCCACCUUCCACAGAGCCAGCACCAGUAGCCUCCCUUCCUCCCAAGCCCCCCUUGCCGGUCUUUUCCAUCAAAACCGAGCCGGGAAGGACCCAAGUUUCCAGCUCCCCGGAAGUGCCCAAACCUGCUUUCUUCCAUCUCUACCACCCAUUCCCCAGCGGGGCUCGAGUCCCCAAAGCUGAGCAGCUCUUGGCUCCAGCCUUUCCCACAGCCACUGGCCUCUUGGCUGCUCAGUGUUUGGGUGCCGCUAGGGGUUUGGAGCAAGCGACUUCUCCCGGCCUGCUGCGGCAAAAGAACGGGGGUGGUGUCCCCACUGAAAGCAGCCUGGAGGAGAAACCAGGUGGGCGCCACAAGUGCCGGUUCUGCGGCAAAGUCUUCGGAAGCGACAGCGCCCUCCAGAUCCACCUGCGUUCCCACACAGGCGAGCGCCCUUACAAGUGUAACAUCUGCGGCAAUCGCUUCACUACCCGUGGCAACCUCAAGGUGCACUUUCACCGCCACCGGGAGAAAUACCCACAUAUCCAGAUGAACCCCCACCCUGUCCCUGAGCACCUUGAUUACGUCCUGACCACUUCAGGGUUGCCCUAUGGUAUGUCGGUGCCACCUGAGAAAGCAGAGCCAGGAGAGGAGACUACUGCACCUCCCACCACCGAACGCAAGGCCCUUAGUGCUACUGAGAGCUUGACUCUGCUCUCUGGAGCUACUCCAUCUGGGGCUUCUCAGGCCCUGCCGAGUUUCAACAAGUUGGUCCUGAUGAAGGCGGUGGAAGCUAAGGGGAAAGGGGAUGAGAACACACCACCGGAAAGGGAGACAGAAGGUGCCCGUCUUCAGCUGGGCAAAUUAGUGGGUUCAUUGCCCAGUUGGGCCUUGUUAGCCAACCACUUCAAAGCUGGUACAGCAGUGGGGCCAUUCCCUUAUGUCCUGGAAGCUUCCCCUUCUGAGACCUCCAAGCUGCAGCAGCUGGUGGAGAAGAUCGACCGCCAAGGGUCUCCUUCUUCCUCCUCCUGUGCUGGACCAGGAGCCACUUCCCAAGCAGUGGCUGGUUCCUCAUCAGCUUCAUCCCCACCUGCUUCUUCAGGCUCCAACCAGUGUGUGAUCUGCUUGCGGGUCUUGAGCUGCCCCCGGGCUCUGCAGCUUCAUUAUGGGCAGCAUGGAGGAGAGAGGCCUUUCAAGUGCAAGAUUUGUGGGCGAGCCUUUUCCACCCGGGGCAACCUGCGGGCUCACUUCGUGGGCCACAAGACCAGCUCGGCAAUCAAGGCUCAAAACUCAUGCCCCAUCUGCCAGAAGAAGUUCACCAAUGCCGUUAGCCUCCAGCAACACGUCCGGAUGCACCUUGGUGGGCAGAUCCCCAAUGGGGCUCUCCUCCCGGAGACACCAAUCCCAGAGGGAUCUAUCCUAGGAGAAGGGGAGAAGCAGCAGCAGCAACCGCAGCAACAGCAGCAAGCAUCUCUUCCACCAGAUGAAGAACUGUCAGAGGAAGAGGAAGAAGAACCCACAGAUGAAGACUCUCUAGAAAGCGCCGGGGAGAAGGUUGAAGGACCAUCCAGUCCUGAACAGGAAGCUCCAGGUCCUGCCAAGGAAGGAGAAGAAUUGGCACAAGUGGAAGAAGAGGAUGAAGGAGGCCCCCCUGAUGCGUCACCAGCAGCACCCCAAAGCCCCCAAUGUCCCAUGCAGGAAGAGGAGGAGAAGGCAGAAGUGGGAAAAGUGGAAGAGGAGCCUUCACCAAAGGAGGAGGAAGAGGAGAAGGAAAAGGGAUCAGGCGGAGAAGGCCCCUCCGAGAAGCAGCCUGGCGGUCAAGCCAAAGAGGGGCUGGCGCUGGCAUGUGGAAUCUGCAAGCAGGUCUUUCCCGACCGGGCUGCUCUGCGUAAACAUGUCCUGACCGCCCAUCCACAGCUCAAUCUUGGCAGCUAUGUGUGGAGCAGCAGCAACCAGGCACGACGUCGCCGCCUGCCCCUUGAGGGCUCCAUGCCUGGGGUCUCAGGGGGCCAAGUCAAGCUUCAGGACUUCCUGGGACGUGACAUACCAGCCCAGCUCGUCGGGGUAGGACCCCUCUCCUUCUGGAACCAGUACACAGCCUUCCUCUCUGGAGGCCUCCCGACCAAGCCGGCCCAUAUGGGUUCUUCUCCCUCUCCUUCCUCCUCCUCUGCUGCUUCCCCCUCCUCCUCUUCCUCAGCUUCCAACCUGGUCACCCAGAGCCUCUUUGGGUCAGGCAGCACAUCUGUGAAGACGGGCUCCAGCGAGGUGAAGGAAAAACCACCCGUAGGGUCUCUAUUGCUGCUCCCUCCACCGCCGCCGCCGCCAGCCCCACCUCCGGAAGUCGUCCCUGAGAGCCAAGGGAAGGGGGAGCAGUAACCUGACUGUGAAAAUAGCUUCCUUGUCAGGAGGAACUGUUUUAGUGAAACCAAGGAUGGGGGGAAAUGAUAAAGCCUACACUGGGCCCCGCAGGAGAUGUGACUCCAGUCUAAUUGUAGCAGCCUUUUAGUCUUUUAAUUUUAAUGUAGCUUGGAGGUCUGCCAGCCAGAAGGCAGGAUCCUGAGAUGGGGCAAGGGAAUAUGGCAAACAUUCCAUGACCUAGGGCAAAGAAUGGGGGCUCAAUCAACUGUAGAGAAAGAUGUCAGGCAGCUCAGUCCAGCAAAGGGAGGGCAGUUAAAAUUUUGAGCUCCCAGCCCACAAAUAAAUGCAGUUUGACAGAAGGACCAUGUCUUGAGCUGUUAUUUCUAGCAAGGGACAGAUUUGGGAUGAAUGGGAUAGCCAACUGAUGGGACAAUCCCAAUACCAAGGGAAUUUGGGGAGAAAGGGCCCCAUCUUGAUUUUCCCAGGUAUGGAGAACCUUAGGUCUUCCAUAUGUCAGACUUUAGCUCCUAUCGUCCUUUACCUUUGGCUGCCCUUGCUAGAGCUGAUGGGAGUUGCAGUUUGAGCACAUCUGGAGGGCCAUUUUUCCCUCUGAAAACAUAUAGCAUCCUUUUCAUUGAUGGAGUGAGUAUAAGUUAAACAGAGGGAAAUGUCCUAUCUCUUGCUUUCAGUAAAUAACAGCCAUCAUCUGAUUAAAAUAAUCUUUGUUGUUCAAUUGAAUGUGGUUUAAUCUAUUAAAUCUGCAUAUAUUUGUAUAUGAAUAAAAAUCAGUACACUGAAAGAAAAAAA